This is a messenger RNA of Acanthoscelides obtectus, 471 nucleotides long. The record is from the annotation of a GenBank genome assembly. NCBI's taxonomy places the organism in Eukaryota, Metazoa, Arthropoda, Insecta, Coleoptera, Chrysomelidae.
AUUCUAUCAUAAUUCUAUUUCGUAAACAGAUUUUUAUUACUUUCUUGAUCAAUCUUUCAACUAUUGACAUCAUUAUUCGUUGUGGACUUCAAAAUGGACCUAAAUUUUGUGCAAGCUGAUAACAGCAAUCUACCUAAGGUUGACGCAUUAAUGGUAGCAUUUUUCUUCAAAAAUAAUGCGGACUACUAUGCUGCGGAACUCAAACAUGUGAAAACAACAAUGUUUGGAAGGGAGUCCUACGGAGACGAUGCAAUUGGCUAUGUGCAGCUGCACCGGGAGCAUGGACUUUGCACACUUAAGUGCAAAAUGUGCCCAGAGCACAAAGUGAGAUCAAAAGCGUAAUGUGACAAUGGUUAUCAACGAAAAUGAAAGCGAGAUAAUAAGUUGUCAGUGCCAUGACUGUGCUGCUUCAGCAGGAGGAUGCAAGCAUGCAGUCGCUUUUUUGAUUUGGGUACAUCGGCGCAGUGAGGA